AUGGUGAGCCUGCAUGAUAUCCGCGAGCAUGUGGCAUCCCUGUUCAUCAUGCUGAACAAGAAGACAGUCAUCUUGUUCCGCAUCGAGUUCCUGGUGGUUCUCGUCACACUGGUGUUCUUUGCCAUGUUCCUCAUGGACUUCUACCGCCGCAUCAUCCACAACUCGUUCAUGAGGGCCGUGUUCAGCGUCUUCGACGCUGUCUCCGACUCCAUCGUCGUGUACCUCCUGGGGGCCAUGCAGACGGCGCCUUUCAAGAACCAGCUGUUCCCGGUCUGGGCACUUGUGCUCGUCAACUUCCGCUACAGCGCAGACUACAUCUCGGGCUACGGUGUCCCCGACCGCCGCGGGCGAAGGUUCACCGAAUGGAGGAACGUGUUCAAGCUCCUGGGAUCCGCGUUCCUGAAUUGGACGCGCAGGUCCAGCUUCUCGGGUCCGCUGUGGCUGGUCUGGAGUCUGCAGAUAGUGAGGAGCGGCUACAGAUUUCAUUCCCAUAAACUGGCGUCCCGCGCCGUCUGGCAUGGCGGGAGCUCGGAGCUUGUUGCAGAGCACAUGCGUGCCAUGCGUGAGCGUGGUGACCAAGUGAGCAGCAGCAGCCGAGGAGAAUUAUUCAACCCAGUGACGAUGGAAGGCUACAGGUACUUGGUGUACGGAGAAACAAAGCAGAAGAAAGGAGGAUUCAGACUGAAGAAGCCUCAGUAUGCAUUGUCUACCGACCAGGAUCAGCAGGAUGCUACCAAGAAGAAUAAGAAGACGUCUCCGCCGCCAUUGAUCACGCUGGACACGAUCAGCAGGCUGCUGCGGUGCAGGUUCGAGGAUGUCAAACUGCAACGGUGUAUAUUUGACACAAACCGGGAUCUGGUGAAGAGCAUCAUUGCUGGGAAGGUGGGUGCCAGCGAUGCCCUCAGGAUCAUGGAGCUGCAGCUCGCCUUCGUCCAUGACUACUUCAACACCCGCUACCCCAUGAUCUUCUGGUGUGGCCUCCCAUCCCUCUUCAUCAGCCUGGUUCUGUCCGUUCUGACCAUGGGUGCUGUCGUCUGGCUUGCUGUGGACAUCCGUAAGGUCUUUAAGCCCCCCAGUGGCGAGCUCGCCAACCUGGUGAAGGGUUUCAAUGUUGACACGAUCAUCACAUGGUUAUUCAUUGGCUUGAUGAUUGUCAAGGAGAUAUGGGAGAUGCACACCUACUUACGUUCAGACUGGACAAGCUUAAUCAAGGCGUGCGAGCAUGUGCAGCGCAAGUCCAAGACCGAGAGGACCAAACAAUCAAGAGACGAUACAUGGAUGAGGUGGCAUGGACUCAUUGACCAGUAUGUCUUCGUGGAGUCCUAUGAUGACCGGCCAAGGUUUUGGAACCUCAUCCACAACCUGACCACGGGCAUUGUUCCAAAGAAGGAGGAUGGCGCAAAGCUCGGCAGCGCCGUCCAAGUCCCGGACUGUGUCAGGCAGAAAGUCCUGGAGAAGCUCAGCGAGCUGACCGAGGAUAAUGGAGAUGGACGGGCAGGUCGUCGUGGCCAGCUGCUGCCCGGGUUCAUCAAGACGUUGUCCGACACCAGCGUUAGCAUGGAGUUGCAGAGGUACCAGGCGUACACUGCACGACCGAGCAGUGCAACCACUGGCGGCGGUGGCGGCGUCGUUCUGCCGACAGCCUCCCAUAUCAUUCUUGUGUGGCACAUCGCGACCAGCCUCUGCGAGAUGGAGCUGGCAACGACGCACGGCGUCGACCUGGGCAGCCCUGGGUUCCCGUGCUCCCUCCUGUCUUGGCUCUCUUCUCUCUGCUCGUCCAAACCGUAUCUUAUGGACGUGUAUGAUAAGAAAGGCUGCUGCAGCAGCAGCAGCUUGUCAUGGUUCACGAUCUCAAAUUGUUGCUGCUCAUCGUCCAAAUCAAGUGAUGGCAAGACGGAGGAGAAGAAGCAGCAAGUGAAUGGGAAGUUGCCUGCAGGCAACCUCCGGAGAGCAUACAUCAUUGCCAAUAGCUUGUCGCGGUACUGCACGUACCUGCUAGUAUCAAAGCCGGACCUGAUCCCUGAUAGCUUCCUUGUCCCCAAGAUAGUCUUCCAGAAAGCCGUGAGGAGUGCUCGUGAUGGCAUUUUCAAAGGCACUGGUUCAUUACAGGAAAGGCACAAGGCACUCAAGGCACUCAUGGACGAAGCAGGGGAGUUCAUAAACCACGUCUGGGCAUUGCUCUGGCACUGUGGCAUCCAAGAGAGCAGCUUGUGGCCAAAGGAUACUAGCCCUGAAAACAAUGAGCCACAGCCACAGGUGGGGAACGGUGGCGGUGAUGGGGCUGCUGCUGGGAUGAUCGAGAAAAGGCGAACUGGAGGAGAUGCUAUGAGGGAGAGAGACCACAUUGGGAUCACCAUUGAUGAAGCACAUGACAACAAGGACAAGGGGAAGGGAGCCAAAGAUCUUGAGGCAGGCGACUCAAGUACUACAAGUACAGGACUACUGAAAAUGGAGGGAACUGAAAGCUCGGAAAUUGAGGAGGUCUAUGGGGAUGCGACCACAAAUGUUCAGAGAGGCAUGGCUAGGCAAACCCAAAACUAG
Miscanthus lutarioriparius is the source of this 2541-nucleotide messenger RNA. The record is from the annotation of a GenBank genome assembly. NCBI's taxonomy places the organism in Eukaryota, Viridiplantae, Streptophyta, Magnoliopsida, Poales, Poaceae.